AUGUCACAACAACCAACUAUUGAUACUUUAAAGCCCGUUUACAAUUUGAUUGAAUUAGGAUUAGAUGAUUAUGAAGAAAAUGAACUUGUUCUUGAUACUAUUCAUGAUUUAAAAUUAUUUUUUGAGAAUUCCAAUAAUUGUACUUGCCGUCGAACUCCAAAACAAAGAGAUCUUAGAACUUGCUUUGAAAAAGUAGGAUUUAAACACUUUUAUGAAAGACAUUUUGAGUUAAAAGCUUUAGAAGCACAAGAACGUGAACUUUUUAUAAAAUCGCAAUUAUUGUCAUUUGAAAUUACUAAUGAAAAAUCAGAUAAUAAAACAUCUGAAAAACAUACAUAUAAAUUUAAUUAUAACAAUUCCUUACCGCUUUGUAAGCCUGCAUACUUAAAAUUGUGUGGAAUGAAUAGUUACUUACUUUUUACCUUACAAACUCAUUUACAAUUAAAUAGAUUGACUGAACGUGUUUACAGAAAUACUAGACGUGUGGCUAAAACAGAAUCGAGAGUUUUUUUAGAUUUUAAUAUAACAUUCCCAAUUAAGCAAUUUUUAAUACAAUAUGGAACAAUUUACAAACUUUCUUCUCCAUUACAGCAUCAAGAUGAUUCAGAUGUUUUUAUUUAUCUUCCAACUGAAAAUUAUGCAAAACUAUCAGUUGCAAAGCAAGAUAUUGAUGAAUAUAAUAAAGUUCAA
Racocetra persica is the source of this 690-nucleotide messenger RNA. Lineage: Eukaryota; Fungi; Glomeromycota; Glomeromycetes; Diversisporales; Gigasporaceae. The record is from the annotation of a GenBank genome assembly.